AUGGACGAAGAUAUUGUUAUUAUUUCACCAUCAUCAUCAAACAUUGAGAAAAAUAGAGAUCAUCUUCACUCUCCCAUUCAUUUUCCUCCUUCUCCACACUCUCAUCAAAACAUCAAACUUCCUCUUGAAUUAGAUUUCGAUUCCUCAGAAAAUAUCGAUAACAAAACAGCCUCUGUUUUAAAGAGUUUCUCUCCAUUUCCAGUUUUGUCAAAUAACAACAACAAUAUUAAUAGUAAUAAUCAAAAGAAUCAAAGUCAAUAUCAUUUACAACAAACAACCGGAGUAGUUCCAUCGAUUUCCCAACAACAAAAAGAUCAAUUAUAUCAAUUACAGAAACAAAAACAACAACAAUAUCAACAGCAACAACAACUACAUCAAAUCCAACAACAACAACAAAUAAAGAAACAACAAAUCCAACAGCAAUCAAGUGGAAAUAAAUUAUAUUUAGAAGAAAAAGUGGCACCACCAGCAGUCAGAGUUUGCGAGUUUUGUGGAUGUACUACAACACCAACAUGGAGACGUGGUCCAUCCGGUAAAGGUUCACUGUGUAAUGCAUGUGGAAUCAAAUGGAGAUUGAAAGGAAAGGAUUCUUUAGUUAAGAAGCAAGGUAGAAUGCCACCUUUACCUCCAACAACCGGAACAUCAAACAAGCCAAUCGGAUCGCAACAACAAAUCAAACCAUCUACAUCGUCGUCUCAAUCCUCCAAGCCAAGUAGUCAAUCUUCUCAUUCUCAUCAUCAUCAUCACCAUCACCAACAACAACAACAACAUGUCUACAUGCCACAACAACAACAAUCAAGUCAUCAUCAUCAACCAUUACAACAAUCUCUAUCAUCUUCUUCACUCGGCGGUCAACAUAAUUUCAUGCCAAAACCACACCAACCACCAUUCCAACAACACAAUCUACCAAAUCUACCAAACUACUCGAGCUAUGCCAAUGAACUAUCUGUGCCCAACCACUCACCGGAUCUCUACAAGAAAAAGAGAAAGCUUGAUUUCUCACUAGAACCAACCAAUACAUCGGAUCUCGAGAAAGGAUACUACUGUAAAUAUUGCAAGAAGACCUGGCCACAAUCAUCCUUUAAGAAUAGUCAACAAUUCGGUGCCCACUGUAGUAAUUGCUCGAGAAAGCCAAGAGGUGAUAUCGAAGCUUUGAUGUCCUUGAAAAAGAAAUUCUCAAAGAAGAGAUCCAAGGAUGGUUUAUACGAUGACGAUGGUGCCGUUCCACUCUGGGAUACCGCCGGUAGAUACAACAGAAAGUCAAUGGGUAACCAUAAUCCAUUGCUGACACGCCUACUCAACAUUGUUGAAAGUCAACUCAUCGAACCAACUGAAUUAUCUAAUAUUAAAGAAGAGAUUGAUAGUAUGAAAACCGAUUUAACAUCAAGAAAGAAGAGAAGAGUAGAACAAUUAAGUAGUUUCAAACAAUUGGUAAACUCUGAAAUGAACGAAAUGAAAGUAAACAUUGAUGUACAAAUUAGAAAUAGUGAAAACAAAAAGAAAUCAUUUAUCGACGAUCUAAAGAGAGAGAUUGAUAUGAGAAUACACGAUAAGGAGAGUAUCUUCUCGAGUGAUUCUCUAUCUCAUACUGUACCAAUUCCACGCGGUAGUCAACUCCCAGCACUCAAAGAGCCACUAAGUCCUGAGCUUAUCCAUUCUCCACCAAAGAAACCUACUUUCUACAGAGAUGAACAAGGCAAUCGCUUCCCUCUCGAUAUGUCUGAAACAACUUUAUAA
Heterostelium album PN500 is the source of this 1737-nucleotide messenger RNA. It is a transcript of the gene stkA, whose product is annotated as GATA-type transcription factor. Gene Ontology annotation, molecular function: zinc ion binding; sequence-specific DNA binding. The coding region runs from base 1 to 1737 and encodes 578 amino acids. The record is from RefSeq and is a predicted model, not a curated record. The transcript is spliced from 2 exons. Lineage: Eukaryota; Evosea; Eumycetozoa; Acytosteliales; Acytosteliaceae. Gene Ontology annotation, biological process: regulation of DNA-templated transcription.